Molecule: messenger RNA, 378 nt
Organism: Dentiscutata heterogama
Lineage: Eukaryota; Fungi; Glomeromycota; Glomeromycetes; Diversisporales; Gigasporaceae
Source: the annotation of a GenBank genome assembly
AUGAAGAUAAUAAGCGCAUCUAGCGGUAUGUUGAAGAGCGAAAUAACUGUCCAAUCAAAUCAUUUGAAUCAUAUGAAAACAGCACACGGUGGAAUACUCAUGACAUUGAUUGAUGUAUGUGGAUCUUUUGUGAUAGCUUCAGAAGGAUUAAAUUAUUCCUCUGGUGUUAGUACAAGUAUCAAUAUUUCGUUUACAAAUCCUGCAAAAGAAGGUGAUGUUUUAUUCAUAGAAGCAGAAUGUGUAAAAUUUGGCAAAGCUAUGGGAUUUGCUAAUAUAAAAAUAUAUAACAAAGAUAACAGAAAACUAAUAGCUCAAGGUCAACAUGUUAAAUAUAUUGCAAUCACGUUGAAACAAUCAGAAUCAAAAGCAAAAUUUUAA